Messenger RNA from Candida dubliniensis CD36, 462 nucleotides. RefSeq lists its product as uncharacterized. NCBI's taxonomy places the organism in Eukaryota, Fungi, Ascomycota, Pichiomycetes, Serinales, Debaryomycetaceae. Gene Ontology annotation, cellular component: mitochondrion. The coding region runs from base 1 to 462 and encodes 153 amino acids. The transcript has a single exon. The record is from RefSeq and is a predicted model, not a curated record.
AUGGCAACACCUCUGAAUAAUUCUAUUUAUGAUACAAUUGAUAAAUUAUCUAUAUCACCAAUUCCUGCUGCUGUAUUAGGAGGGUCUCUUGUUCUUAAAGGAUUAUUUGGUACCAACGCUACCCCAGUAGAAGUCAGUGCCAAUGGUGGUGGUGGUGGUGGUAGUGGUGCAUUCAAAUUGGGUCGUAAAGUGGCUAUUGCCAGACCAACACGAUCAUCUUGCUUUACAUUUGGAGGAGCGUCACUCUUAGGUGCAUGGAUGAUGUAUGAUGGCGAUCCUGUGAAUGCUAGUGGAUUCAAUUUUGCAUGGCUGGUGUUGUACCUUAUGGUCAAUGGUAAAGCAUCCGUCCUGAAUAUAUUCAAAGGGAGAAUAACCCCACUUGGACUUAGUGGGUUAGCAUUAGUUAAUACAGGCCUCUAUGGAAGGGAAUUUUUCUGGAGCAAAAAUAGCCCGUUCAAGUAA